UGUCUCUUCUUCAGUUUCAAAUAUUUUCACGGAAGAAGGAAGCAUGAUUCGAGAAAGGAACAAGCGUCGUUCGGUGACGUCGCGUACGAAACGGAGUAUUAUUACAGACAGAACAAGAAAUUACUAAGGGACGUCAAGCGGAAGACUCGGGACGAAGUGAAGAACAUGCAGCGGGAGGUACAGGCGAUGCGGAGCAAGAUCGAGGAAUACAAUCGCGGCAUAAGCGAGAAUCUGAGAUUUUUGAAGGACCUAGAACGGGACUCGUCCGCCGACGAUGAGAAGAAUUAG
Messenger RNA from Ooceraea biroi (clonal raider ant), 288 nucleotides. RefSeq lists its product as uncharacterized. The record is from RefSeq and is a predicted model, not a curated record. NCBI's taxonomy places the organism in Eukaryota, Metazoa, Arthropoda, Insecta, Hymenoptera, Formicidae.